CUCUUACACCCCACACCCACGUCUUUGUACCUGCAGCUACGCUCGGCGGACGCCAAUACCAUCACACAAAAGACGAAGCAAGGCAUCCGCUUCACACCACCAGGCCCGAACCGGCAGUCUAUACAUCCCAGACCCGCGUAUACGUCGCGGCAACCACCUUCCAUUCUCACAAUGCCUCACGCGACGAGUCUUCCCGCGCCAGGCUUCCAGGCUCUCAUCCUGUGCGGGCCUGGAGCCUCCUUCAGCACUUUCACAUCUACGCCAAAGGAGAUACCAAAGGCCUUGUUGCCCAUUGCGAACAGGCCCAUGGUCUGGUACCCCCUAGAAUGGUGCUACCGCAUGGGAGUCACAGACAUCACGGUCGUGACACCGCCAGAGUCAUUAGAAGCCAUCGAGGCUGCCAUGUCGCAGAACCCACACCUCACAACCCUCCCUUCACCAAAGCCAGACAUCCUUGCGCCAAAAGAUCUUUCACACCAGACCAGUACUGGCGACCUCUUCAGGCUACCAGAACUACAGAGCGCGAUCAAAGGCGACUUCAUCGUACUGCCGUGCGAUCUCGUAUGCGAGUUGGACGGCACAGCGCUUGCAGACGCAUGGAUGGUCGAGCAGGGUGGCUUUGCUGGAGCCAGUGGUGGACUAGAUCACAACGGCGGCAAGAUCGCAUUCGGUGCUGGUGGUGAGAAGCUUGGACGAAGAGGCGGCAUGGGUGUAUGGUAUCAGACCAAGGGAGAGGGAAGCAGGAAGAAGGAAGAAACAGACUUCAUUGCAACAACACCACUACCCACACCCAUCGUCCCAGUUCCAACAGACUCGCUACGCCGCAAUAUCUCGAAGCUCGUGUACUCAGUACCCACCGAUACACUGAACGACAUAACCGAAGAGAACAAAACAUUUCCUCUGCGGCAUUCGCUCAUUCGCAAGCACGCGCGGAUAAGGAUGCUUACGACACACCGCGAUGCACAUAUAUACAUCUUCCCAUACUGGGUCAUGGAGAUGAUCAAGAAGAACGAGAAAUUCGAGAGCAUCAGCGAAGAAGUAUUGGGAUGGUGGGCAAAAGCAGGCUGGCAAGAAGGGCUCGGAGAUAAAUUAGGUCUGCGGCAAAUACUGCAGGGCGAGGACGAAGAGUCGGAUCACGGCUCGCAAGUCGUCGAAGAAGAGAUCGAUGUUUCCAGGUUCAGCACCACAUACUCGGACAGCAACACAGAGACAGAAACAUCGGCACUCACCACACUCGCAUCACGAGUCACAAAAUCCUCCAGCAUACCCAACUCGGCCAAAUCACUCACCUCGAAUUCUAAACUCACAGUACCACCAAUCCUAGCCUAUGUUCAACCCUCAGGCCCGAACGAACCGCUUAUCCGCCGCGUAGACGACUCGCAUCUGCUCCUAACUGUCUCCCUCCGCCUCGCCAAGCUCCCCUCAAUCGAAGAAGUCUCCAAGGAACUCGCAUCGCCAUUCGCGCAUCAGUCUAAGAUUGUCCACAAAGAAUCCAUACCCCGGAAAUGCCGCGUAGAAGCCGAGAACUCGUUACUUGCAGACAACGUUAUUGUAGAAGAGAAGACCAACAUCAAGGAAAGCGUUAUUGGACCGAACUGCAAGAUCAGUGAAGGCGCGAGACUGUUACGCUGUCUAUUGAUGGAUGGUGUGGAGGUUGGGCCUAAUGUACAGCUUACGGAUUGUAUCUUGGGAAGGAGGUGUAGGAUGGAAGGUGGAGAUGCAAAGGAUGGCGACAAGACUGUUCUCAAGGACUGUGAAGUUCAGGAUGGGCAGGUUGUGGAGUGGGGUACUGAAGCGAAGAACGAGAAGUUUAUGCGCUUUGACGUGGGUGACGAUGUAGGCAGUGAGGGGUUCGGCGGAGACGAAAUGGAUGUCAUGGAUGGUGAAGAUGGCGAGGGUAUCCCGCUGCGGUAAAAUCGCUGCCGAAACAAACAUGAGUAGCGUACAUGACGAUUACGAGCACACGAUCUCAAGACGAGCUUAUCUGAAUAGAAUAGAUGUGACUUUGGCUGAACGCAAGACAUGC
Molecule: messenger RNA, 2026 nt
Organism: Alternaria alternata
Lineage: Eukaryota; Fungi; Ascomycota; Dothideomycetes; Pleosporales; Pleosporaceae
Exons: 3
Coding region: 172-1914 (580 amino acids)
Biological process (GO): cytoplasmic translational initiation
Cellular component (GO): guanyl-nucleotide exchange factor complex; eukaryotic translation initiation factor 2B complex
Molecular function (GO): guanyl-nucleotide exchange factor activity; translation initiation factor activity
Source: RefSeq, a predicted model, not a curated record